GAUUGGUCCUUAAUUAGGUGGUUUACGGACUCGAUCCUUGUGGUUUACGGACUCGGGAAAAAUGCACGUGUCCGAUUGUGAGUGGACCGGGCCGGUUUUGUGUUUCGUAUGGGGUAAAGUGAUUUGGUCAUUUCGACCGAAGCAAAGAAAAAAAAAUUCCUCUCCUCUCUCGACGGCGAUUCUGCGAUUCAUCUCUCUCGGAUCGUCAAGGUUAACUAGAAUGGGACAAUAUAGCUAUAGCCAGCCGUCCUCAUCAUCAGAGGACUUAGACAUAACGUCACUUCUCGAAGCUGAAGCUCAGCUGUACGCGGAUGAAGGUCAGAGUAGCUUCCAUAUGCCAGAGGCGGUUCAGUACCAACCUCAACCUGAGGCCGAUGAUGGAAUCCCGACGAUUUGCUACUGUGGGGCGGAGCCGGUUAUAGCAACCGCCUACACUGGCAAAGAUGCAUGCCGAAGGUACUUCAGCUGCGUCAAUGCGGAUGAUGGAGACUGUCACAUCUGGAAGUGGUGGGAUGUUGCGAUCAUGGAGGAGAUGAGGGAGUUUCAGUCACUGCUAAGGCGGCUUAAGGAAGAAGGUGAGAAGAGUGAGGAGAAGCAGCUACUGCUAGAGAAGAGUGUAGGUGAGCUAGGAAGGGAGAAUUCAUGA
Molecule: messenger RNA, 646 nt
Organism: Raphanus sativus (radish)
Lineage: Eukaryota; Viridiplantae; Streptophyta; Magnoliopsida; Brassicales; Brassicaceae
Exons: 2
Coding region: 62-646 (194 amino acids)
Source: RefSeq, a predicted model, not a curated record